Cladocopium goreaui is the source of this 3150-nucleotide messenger RNA. The record is from the annotation of a GenBank genome assembly. Lineage: Eukaryota; Dinophyceae; Suessiales; Symbiodiniaceae.
AUGGAGAUGAGAUGUUGCAUUAGGCGCUUUGCUUGGCAAGCUGCGUAUUGGGAGAAGACCUUGAGAUCAGCGCAUCAACUCCGUCCUGUGGUGCCUUUGGCAAGGAGGUACUACACAUCGCAAGACAACGCAUCAGGCGUCUUCGGUGUCUUCAGGAUUUUAGCUCCAACUGCGAUUUUGGGCUACGGAUUUCCCAAAGCGUCCUUCGAUGCUGCUUUGGACCAAGCAAGAUUCGAUCUCAUUGCAGUAGAUGCUGGAUCCAUUGACCCAGGUCCUUAUUACCUAGCAUCUCGCAGCUCUUUUACAUCGCUGGAACAUGUUUUGCGAGAUCUUCAGAUCAUAGUCGAAGGUAUGGGGAAGCAAAUCCGAGCAGGACAUCCGUGCAAACUGGUGGUAGGCUCAGCUGGUGGUUGCGGCACGAACAAUCAGGUCCUGAUACUAGCAAAUGCUUUGCGGCAAAUGAUGGUGCACCACCUGCCCGAGCCAACCCUCGCUACAAUCACCAGCGAGAUUCUUGAUCUUGGCAUAUUGGAAGGCAGAUCGCUGACGCCCUUGGGACCUAUGCCCAAUGUUUCAAAAGAAACCUUGGCAGCGUCAAACUCUGUAGUCGUUGCACAAAUGGGCUUGGAACCAAUCAUGUCAGCACUUCCGCACAGUGACAUUGUACUCUGCGGACGUGCGUAUGACCCUGCCCUUUUUGCUGCUGAACCUGUGCGUAGAGGCUUCCCAGCAGCUAUCGCACUCCACGCCGCAAAAAUCCUGGAGUGUGGUGCAAUUGCCACAACGCCUGGGAGCGGCUCUGACUGUUUGGCUGCUGAGCUGUAUCCUGAUGGCGCCGCGCGGUUCUGGGCCCCCAACGAAAAGAGACGCGCCACACCUAUGAGUAUUUCUGCGCACACGCUUUAUGAGAAGAGCCAUCCUCAUUGUUUUGGACUACCUGGUGGCGUUCUGAAAACAAAGCAGUCUACCUUUACUGCCAUCAGUCCCUCUGUUGUAGAAGUCUUGGGCACCGAACUGGCACGCGUGGCUCCAGCAGUGAAGUUGGAAGGAGCUAGGAUGCUUGGACCCCAAUCAGUGAAACUCGAACUCGGAAGUCACCAAGAGAGUUCCCAAGAUGGCUUUGUUUAUGGCAUCAACGGUGUGGAGGAUCGGCCUUUGGGAGAUGGAGAAGAAGAACUUGGCAUAGUGAUCAUUGUCUCCGGUGGCAGCAUGGAUCGUAACAAAUCGCAUUUGGCGCUUCUUCGGGCGUCGCUGUUGCAUUGGGGAUUCGAAGGAAGAACCGCCACUGCUGGAAAUUUGGCAUUUCCUUUCUCUCCUUCAGACUUGCAAUGCGAAGACGGGUUUCUCACAGUCUGCGGCACACGUGAUCCAGCAUUCAUCUCUCAGUGGCCGGCCAUUCAGCAAAAUGUUCAGGACUAUGUCUCCACUUUGUCAUCUUCUGAGGGCCUUACCAUCCGUUUCAUAUCUGCCGGUCUCCAGGGUUUGCCGCGCCUGGCAGUGAUGAAAGUGUCCGACGGUUUCAAAGGCAACAAUACCAGCAGUUGGCGAUGUGAAACCAUGGCUGCCGAAUAUACUUUGCAGCAUUUGGUCGAUCUAGACGACGAACUCUUCCGACACUUGUUCACAAUCAAACUCUGGCGAGCAGAAGCUGAAGAAGUUGAACAAAUUCAGCCAACUCUGAUGAGUUGGGGUGAUGGCCCAGUCGUUUCCCUGGAGGAAGCUUACAAAGAUUGGACGAGAUCCUGCACGUCCUCGAGCUCGAGCUGCGGUCAGAAGCUGGGCAAGUUGGCUCGUGUUGUGCGUUCAAAGAAUGCUGGAAUCAAUGAAAUCACUUUUGACAUCAUUUUUGGUGACAAUGACGGUUAUCUCUUGGCAAAGCAAAGCCCCAGCCUUGACAUUGACAAAGUCGGGCCCAUGCUGGGCCGUAAUGUGCUUGGUGUGUACUGUGACGACGCCAGCCGCGCUUUGAAGAUCACUUGCGAGCGCGACAUUUUGGCAGGAAGCCCUGGUGACAAAGACGUGUACGGUGCACAGCAACACCGGCAGUCUACCUUUACUGCCAUCAGUCCCUCUGUUGUAGAAGUCUUGGGCACCGAACUGGCACGCGUGGCUCCAGCAGUGAAGUUGGAAGGAGCUAGGAUGCUUGGACCCCAAUCAGUGAAACUCGAACUCGGAAGUCACCAAGAGAGUUCCCAAGAUGGCUUUGUUUAUGGCAUCAACGGUGUGGAGGAUCGGCCUUUGGGAGAUGGAGAAGAAGAACUUGGCAUAGUGAUCAUUGUCUCCGGUGGCAGCAUGGAUCGUAACAAAUCGCAUUUGGCGCUUCUUCGGGCGUCGCUGUUGCAUUGGGGAUUCGAAGGAAGAACCGCCACUGCUGGAAAUUUGGCAUUUCCUUUCUCUCCUUCAGACUUGCAAUGCGAAGACGGGUUUCUCACAGUCUGCGGCACACGUGAUCCAGCAUUCAUCUCUCAGUGGCCGGCCAUUCAGCAAAAUGUUCAGGACUAUGUCUCCACUUUGUCAUCUUCUGAGGGCCUUACCAUCCGUUUCAUAUCUGCCGGUCUCCAGGGUUUGCCGCGCCUGGCAGUGAUGAAAGUGUCCGACAGUUUCAAAGGCAACAAUACCAGCAGUUGGCGAUGUGAAACCAUGGCUGCCGAAUAUACUUUGCAGCAUUUGGUCGAUCUAGACGACGAACUCUUCCGACACUUGUUCACAAUCAAACUCUGGCGAGCAGAAGCUGAAGAAGUUGAACAAAUUCAGCCAACUCUGAUGAGUUGGGGUGAUGGCCCAGUCGUUUCCCUGGAGGAAGCUUACAAAGAUUGGACGAGAUCCUGCACGUCCUCGAGCUCGAGCUGCGGUCAGAAGCUGGGCAAGUUGGCUCGUGUUGUGCGUUCAAAGAAUGCUGGAAUCAAUGAAAUCACUUUUGACAUCAUUUUUGGUGACAAUGACGGUUAUCUCUUGGCAAAGCAAAGCCCCAGCCUUGACAUUGACAAAGUCGGGCCCAUGCUGGGCCGUAAUGUGCUUGGUGUGUACUGUGACGACGCCAGCCGCGCUUUGAAGAUCACUUGCGAGCGCGACAUUUUGGCAGGAAGCCCUGGUGACAAAGACGUGUACGGUGCACAGCAACACCGGAAACUGUUGGAUUUGGUGCUGUAA